UUUACAAAAUAAAACAAAAAACGUGGAAUAUUUAUUUUUAAAGUAGCUAACAUCUUAAUAAAAAUUUAUAACUGGCACCCAAAUUAUAGAACUUUGAACGCCCCUUGUACAUGGACUAAUACACACGAAAUAUUUAUCUCUGUAAACUUGCAACUUUUAAUAAAAAUGAAGAUUGAUAGUAAACCUCUACGUUAUGCUCAUGCUGAGGGUCAUACAGACGUUUGUUACUCUGAGGAUGGAAAACACAUCAUAACGUGUGGUCAUGACGGCGACGUUCGAAUUUGGUUGGACAUUGAAGAUGAUGAUCCAAACUCUCACUGUGUCGGUGAGAGUGCGGUCGCUGUGUGUUUUAAAGACAACCGGUUGUUUGUGGCUACUGACAACCAUGCUGUGCAGGCUUAUACAUAUCCUGCGUUUGAUAAAGAUGGAAUUAUCACUAGAUUUACAGCCCCAGUGACACAAAUAAGAUCCAACGCUAAAUCAGAAGCUUUGGGAUGUACCUCUGAGAACAUGGAAGCUAAGCUGUGUAGUUUGGAGGGAGGUGCACCAUUAUUUGUGAUGUCGGAACAUAAAGGACCUGUACUCAGCAUUGCUCUCUGCCCUCAAAUGAAGUUUGCUUGCACAGCUUGUGGGGAUGGGCUUUUGAGAGUUUGGGACAUUGAUACACAGAAAAUUGUAAAGGAAAUCCCCUGUGUUCCCAAGAUAAACACAUUCUUUGCAGCUAAAGUCCUGUGUCGUAUGGACUUUGAACCAUCAGAGGGUCGCUAUUUAGCCUAUCCAAAUAACAGAGAAAUAAUCUUGCUUGACUGUGAGAGCUGGGGCCAAAGAAUGUCAUUUACACACAGUAAUAUUAAGUGUGCGAUAUCACAGUGUAUGUUUUCACCCUGCGGCCAGUACCUGGCUGGUAGUACCGUGGCUGGUCAGAUAGCGAUAUGGGAGGUGGAGUCUGGGAACUGUUUGGGCAUCAUUGAGCAUCCAACAUCCCAUAAUGUUACAGCAAUGGCAUGGAAUCCAAAAGGCAAUGGAGUCCUUGUGUACUGUGACCUUGUGGGGCAAUUAGGAAUGCUGACAAAUUGCUAUGGCAAAAGUAGUGAAGAUGCAGAUACAAAUGAUAUUGAAGUAAUAGAAAGAGAAGAUGAUGACAAUGACUUGGACAAUCUGAUUGAAAACUAUGAGAGUGAGGACGAACACGCAAUAUCUUUGGAGAAGAUAAGGAACGAGACGAUGGGUGUAGUGGAGUCUGAGCGUGUGGAGUCCCGCGCCAGUGAGCCUCCCCCCGCGCGCCGCACCUGCCCCCCGCAGCCGCCCUUCCAGACCGGCGCGACACCUAUGCACUUGGAGCACCGAUACAUGUGUUGGAACGACGUCGGUAUAGUUCGUUGUCACACGGGAGAGAAUGGGGAGUCGACCAUCGAUGUUGAGUUUCACGACACGAGCCUACACCAUGCGAUACAUCUUAACAACUACUUGAACCACACUAUGGCCAGCCUGUCCUCGACUGUAUUGGUCUUGGCCUGUGAAACGCCUAGCAAGCUAGUAUGCAUAUCGCUAGCUGGCAGCAGCCGCGAGUGGAGCGUGUCUAUGCCGGACACGGAGGAGGUGGUGUGCGUGUGCGCGGGCGCCGUCGUCGCCGCCGCCACCAGCGCGCGCCUUCUGCGUCUGUACACGCCGCUCGGGACGCAGCGACAGGUUAUAUCCCUCCUCGGUCCCAUAGUGACACUUGCGGCACGUGACAGCACUGUGAUGGCUGUGUACCACCGCGCCGACCCCGGAGAGACUGAUCAGAAUCUAGCCAUGGAUAUCGUUACACUCAAUAGUCGCCAAAUCCGCAGUCGCACGGUAGGUGUGCCGCUAACUAGCAGGUCGCGGCUGACGUGGGCGGGCUUGACGGACGCGGGCUCGGCGUGUGCGUACGAUAGUACGGGCAUGCUGCGACUGUUUGACGCCGCCGCCAACUUGUGGCUGCCCGUCCUAGAUGCUGCCGCACAUUCCCGCGGCGCCGCUGACUCGUGGGCCAUCGUCUCGAUCAGCGAGGUCACUCAAAAAGUUCGCGCAAUAUUGUGUAGGGGAACGUCAUUCCCUCUCACAGUGCCUAAACCAAUAGUAACGGAGCUGCCUAUACAAAUUCCACUCUGCGAGCUGGACUCGGAGAAGUCUCAAUAUGAAGAACAGCUUGUCCGCUGGGCGCACACUGCCGCUGAAGUCGAUGUCAAAACCGCCAGGGAAACCGCGCUCAAACUCUUUGCUCUAGCCUGUCGCAGUGAGAUAGAACAGCGAGCAUUGGAACUGAUGGAACUACUCCGAGAUGAGCGUUUGUUGCCGCUCGCCGCGAAAUACGCGUCGCGCUCCGGACGCAUGCACUUAGCGGACAAGUUAACGAGUCUGGCGGACGUCUGGCGGGAUCAGCCGGAUCUACCGGAACCGGAAAUGCCUGACGAGCAUGAGAACGGUUUGGACACCACACAGGAUCAUAAUACAAGUCUCAUCAUACCCCAGAAGAGUAAGAAGAAGGAAGCGGAUCCUAUUAAGCCUGUUCCAAUAAAGGCGUCACCCGGAGGCAUUAGAAACCCAUUCAAGAAACAAGCAGCAGCCAAGACAACCGCUAGCCCACUGAGUUUGACAGAAAGAACUUUAGUAGAGGUGCACUCCGAAAAUACCACAGAAAACGAUGAUCCAUUAAAACCAAACGCCGGGGAGACGUUCAUGGAUUGGUUCACAAGAAACAAAAGUGUAUUGGAACAGCAGAACCCGGGACUCACGCCGUCUGAGCUGACCAGACAGAGCGUGAGGACCUUCAAGAGUAUACAGGCAAGUAACACCGAGAACUCACAGAAACGGAAACUGGAAGAGGACAUAUCUGACACCCCGGUCACUAGCGCUCCCAAACAAUCUAAGCUAAGUGCGUUUGCAUUCUCAAAAAGCUAGAGGUUAGCUAUUA
Molecule: messenger RNA, 2938 nt
Organism: Aricia agestis (brown argus)
Lineage: Eukaryota; Metazoa; Arthropoda; Insecta; Lepidoptera; Lycaenidae
Gene: Ctf4
Product: WD repeat and HMG-box DNA-binding protein 1
Exons: 16
Coding region: 166-2925 (919 amino acids)
Biological process (GO): mitotic cell cycle; DNA repair; DNA-templated DNA replication
Cellular component (GO): nuclear replication fork
Molecular function (GO): chromatin binding; protein binding
Source: RefSeq, a predicted model, not a curated record